UGGCAGGGAAAGUGUUACAGUUGCAGGUUCAGGUGCUUGGUAGUACUAGUAAGGUGUGUGCAAGUGCUAGGACUUCCCUGAACACCUGUUUCCCACGCUCUCUACUUUUUGCAAUAUCAAUACUGAUCAAAGGGCAUAGCCAGGGCUGGAUCUGUUCUGUUACCUCUUUUCUAGUUUCAGUUACAUAGAACAUGGCCCUGGAGCUGGUCAAAUCUCUGCAGGAUCCUCAGCUGGUGGCCCAGUUCCAGAGGUCUUGUGGCCUGACCCUUCAUCUAAAGGGUGAGGCUAAUGGGGCUGCUUCAGGGCAUUCCACUGCCUACAGGGCAAGCACAGAGAAGACUGCAGGAGGGAAGGGUGUUCCCCAGGAAAAUGGUCACAUCUACAGCAAUGGAUCAUAUGCAAAUGGGACACAUAGGCAGGGUCUAAAUAAUGGAAACAUUGGACUUCAAGAGACCUAUGCCACUACUUCAAGCCAUCAGGAACAGGUCAGAAAAUAUGUGGUGCACAACUACUUGCUGUAUUACAUCUUUAAAUUUGCUGCUGCUCUGGGACAAGAAAUAUUUUACAUCACAUUCCUGCCUUUCACCUUCUGGAACAUCGACUCCUUCAUUGCAAGAAGGCUGGUUGUUGUCUGGUGUAUUGUCAUGUACAUAGGUCAAGCUUCAAAAGAUCUCCUAAAGUGGCCUCGUCCUUCCUCUCCUCCUGUGGUAAAGCUGGAAACCAGGGUGGAAGCAGAAUAUGGAAUGCCAUCAACUCAUGCUAUAGCUGCUACUGCAAUUUCCUUCACUUUCCUACUGGCCUCAAUAGGACGUUAUCAGUUCCCGCUUGUCCUGGGAUUUAUAGCUGCCCUCUGUCUUUCUACGCUAGUGUCCCUCAGCCGCUUGUAUACAGGGAUGCACACGGUUCUGGAUGUUAUUUGUGGAGUUUCCAUUGCCCUGUUUUUUUUGGCAGCAACUUUUCCUGUGUGGCAUUUCAUUGAUCAUCAACUUUUGACAAACUCAAUUUGUCCAGUGAUAGCUGUAACUGCGGGUUUCCUUCUGAGCUACAAUUACCCAAAGCUGGAUCACUACAGUACCACCAGGGCAGACACAACUGUCAUACUGGGUGUUGGAGCAGGGACCUGUGUAGGUGUCUGGUUAACCAAUCAGUUGGGCCUUACUUACACUCCAGCUGGUGAUUUCCCACUGACUAUCCCACCAAUAACAUUUAACCUGUUGCUCAAGGUCAUACUGAGAUUUAUUCUUGGUGUUUUCCUUCUGGUUGUCACAAGGUAUGUUGCUAAAACACUAUCUCUUAAAGCACUUGGCUCAUGGUACAAAGUUUCAAUGCAUGACCAGCUGGUGAAGCAAAGGCUUGAAAUUGAAGUUCCUUAUAAAUAUGUGACAUAUACAUCUAUAGGAAUUGUAGCAACAGCUAUUGUUCCUUGGUUAUAUCACAUGCUGGACCUGUAACUAUGAUUUGUCAGAGAAUUGACCAGAUCUACAUUCUAAAAGAUGUUCUUCAAUGAAUAUAUGAUGAUAUUCAGGAACCGUCGCAGAAAGAAAACCAACAAUGUUUUCCUGUAACAUCAAAAUGUGGAAUGAAACCAUGUCGACAACCAAGAUUUGUUUAUUUUUUUCCUGAAUUCGGAUAUAUCAACAUUGAACUUGAUUUCACAUUGAGCACCAAUGUCUCAUUUGAUAAGCAACUUUGUGCCAAUCUUUGUGAACUAUAUAUUGUAUCUGUAUAUAGCGAAAGUUUACAGAAUUUGUAUUGCA
Rana temporaria (common frog) is the source of this 1757-nucleotide messenger RNA. It is a transcript of the gene SGPP2, whose product is annotated as sphingosine-1-phosphate phosphatase 2. NCBI's taxonomy places the organism in Eukaryota, Metazoa, Chordata, Amphibia, Anura, Ranidae. Gene Ontology annotation, cellular component: endoplasmic reticulum membrane. Gene Ontology annotation, biological process: sphingosine metabolic process; phospholipid dephosphorylation. The transcript is spliced from 6 exons. Gene Ontology annotation, molecular function: sphingosine-1-phosphate phosphatase activity. The record is from RefSeq and is a predicted model, not a curated record. Bases 192 to 1451 code for a protein of 419 amino acids.